AUGCCGCUUGACGACGACGACAACCCGACCGCGGCGCCCGUCGCCCAGCCGAACAACGAGACCGGCGCCGGCGACGAAGCGGAGGACGAGGGCGUUUUCGACAUGCGCCUUUUCGCGUCCAUGUUCAACAAGAAGGGCGUCGCGACUCAGGCCAUCCGCAAGGGCCAGAAAGACUUCGAGUCACACGGUACCAAGGCACAAGAGAACCAGCUCGAGGCGAGCCGGCAGGUCAUCGAGGAGGUCCUGAGCUACACCCGGGUGCACCGCGAUGCGUGGAGCAAGGGCUGGUACUUCCCGGACUACUGGCCGGAGGCGCUGGAAGGCAUCGUGGAGCGGGGCGAUACCUCUGGGCUUGCGAAGCCCGAGUACCUGAAGGAGUUUUUGGCCGAGACGAGACCGCUUUAUGCCGAGGAGAGAGUAGUCGUUGUCGAGGAGCUGAAGGGACCCCAGGCGAAGAGCACGGGACGCGUGAUCAGAGGACUCAAGGCACCGAGGCCAGCGGUGGGAAAAUUGUGGCUCCUGCCUGAGGAGGCGCUGUUUUUGGUUGAGAGGGGUAGCUUGGAGCUCUGGUGGCCGUUCCGCGAGCUGAAGGACAUUCUGCCACCGCCAGAGGUGAAGCUGGCUGAGGAGCAAGAGAAGGAUGCUGAAAAGGAGGCGGAAUCCGAGGAUGAGUUCGACGUUGGCUUGCCUCUGAGUCUCCAGGCCGCAUACUCACUCUUCAUCGGCCUGGACGGCGAGAGGGGCAAGAUCUCAUUGCCGAAAUACCAGGUGUACUCACACCUAAAGCGGUUAGGAUAUCAUGUCCAACGUGCGCCACGAGAUCCCAUGUCCCAACAAACUCAACCGGAGCAACCGAAACAGUCUCUCUGGCAAUGGCUCGUCUCACUGCUGGACCGCGCCCCGGCUAAACCCGCACCGUACGGGCCUCUCGUUCGACCAGGCGUCUACCGCCAGUACACCCACAUCUACAAGCAGCUUGAGCUCUUGUCGCGAUACAAACCCACGGCCCCGUCGGAAACGAAAGAGCCAGAGGAUCCUUUCAAGGUGUGCUGGCACGUCUGGAAGCCGUCAAAGCACCCCAACAUCCGCGUGACGGACCUGCCGCUGCCCGAUAUCCGCAUCGCCGUCGCGGACGCACGGGACACCGCCGUGCCCUCUUUCGAAGAGGUUUCCGCGCUGCUGGGCGCCUCGCCGUACGAACCCCCCGACCCUGUCGCGAUGGCUGGCCCGGGAAGGAUGUACCAGCGCCUGAGGCACGGCCACCGCAACGUCUUGAUCGCCGUGGUCGACCGCGGACUGGUCAACUUUAUGCGAUUCGGACAGGCGGCGUUUGGGGAGGAGCAGCUGUAUGAGCGCUUCGACAAGGGUGCGUUCCGAGGUGGAAAGGGCGGGAGAGGCGGCCGCGGAGGCCGGGGACGUGGACGGGGCCGGGGCCGGGGUCGGUGA
This is a messenger RNA of Colletotrichum gloeosporioides, 1446 nucleotides long. RefSeq names its product putative tRNA-splicing endonuclease subunit tsp-5. Gene Ontology annotation, cellular component: tRNA-intron endonuclease complex. The coding region runs from base 1 to 1446 and encodes 481 amino acids. Gene Ontology annotation, biological process: tRNA-type intron splice site recognition and cleavage. Lineage: Eukaryota; Fungi; Ascomycota; Sordariomycetes; Glomerellales; Glomerellaceae. The record is from RefSeq and is a predicted model, not a curated record. The transcript has a single exon.